AGCUCAUCAACAGUGCAUAUCCAAUGGCCGUCCCUGGGUUUGAAGUCCCCGCAUCUGACGUGCGAGGGAAGCAUAUUACCACUACUCCACUAGUGCACUCUGGACUCGUCCGAAAUUUUACGUCUGACGAAGCGUUCACGCUUACGUCGCAUCCGUAUGAACAGACCUCCUGUCCUUCUUGUGAUUCCACACCAAAGAGGGGAAGCAGUGAUUCGGAUUUCGCUCUUAUUAAAGGUCAUCUGCAGUGCGUACCCUUGAAUGUACCGGGAGCUAAAUUCCGAACAUCUGACACUACAACUCCGCCAGCAUACGCUAGGCGCACCU
This is a messenger RNA of Opisthorchis viverrini, 324 nucleotides long. RefSeq lists its product as hypothetical. The transcript has 2 exons. The record is from RefSeq and is a predicted model, not a curated record. NCBI's taxonomy places the organism in Eukaryota, Metazoa, Platyhelminthes, Trematoda, Opisthorchiida, Opisthorchiidae. The annotation marks the transcript as partial.